UGAUGGACACUAGAGUGGAUCUAUUUGGGGUGCUCUACUGGGCCUUGCUUCAUCGGCCUCUCAGAGCCAUGACCGAGUGGACUCUGCUGAAGCGGCUGCUGGACGCCGUGCACCAGCACUCCACCAUGAUCGGCCGCCUGUGGCUGACCGUCAUGGUGAUCUUCCGGCUGCUGGUGGUCGCCGUGGCGGCGGAGGACGUGUACGCGGACGAGCAGGAGAUGUUUGUGUGUGAUACUCUGCAGCCUGGAUGCCCCAACGUGUGUUACGAUGCCUUCGCGCCCAUCUCUCAGCCUCGGUUCUGGGUCUUCCACAUCAUCGCUGUGUCCACACCUUCUCUCUGCUUCAUCAUCUACACCUGGCACAACCUGUCCAAGAGGACACCUUCACUUGGACAGUCCCACAAGAGCCUGAGCCAAAGCUUGGCUGAUGUUUUAGAGGGCAUCGGAGGCCAGAACAUUCCCAAGAACAUCCAGAAGGGCGCCUGUGUGUCGCUGACCUGCUCCCAGACCAAGGAAGCUUGUGGCCUGAGCUGUGAUUCAGACAGCUGCUCCAUUACCUCCCACAGGCACUUGGGUCACAGCCUGGUCAAUGUUCUGGAGGGCAUCGGAGCCCGCGCUGCCCAAAAGAGCGCUCCAAAAAACGCCUGUGUGUCCCUGACCUGCUCUUUAGACCACAGGCCUCCCGAUGGAAGCUCUUCAGGCGUUCUGUCCAAAAUCUACGUUUUCCACGUGUGUUUUCGUGCCAUGCUGGAGGUGGGCUUCCUCGUGACCCAGUGGCUUCUUUUCGGUUUCCGCGUUCCGGCUCACUUUGUAUGCACCGUCCCACCGUGCUCACAAAGGGUGGACUGCUACGUCUCCCGUCCCACAGAGAAGACCAUCUUCCUCAUCUUCAUGUUCUCUGUGGGAGCCUUCUGCAUCUUCUUGAACUUCCUGGAGCUCAACCAUCUCGGCUGGAAGAAGAUCAAGAGGUCCAUCAGCAAGAAGGACGGUUACGGACCUCCAAACAACGACGGACAGUCCAUGACCUCUCUGACCUUUAGAGACGUAACCAGCACCACGUCUCUGCCCACUUUGGACUUGGUGCUGGAUCACAGGCCUGAUUGGAUGUGUGCUGGAAACUGUUCUCCAAUGAAAGAAGGGAGGGAAGACUCGGUGCAGAAAGCCGUGCACAAACCAGUACAGCCAUCCAAAGGGAAAGUACAGUCCCAUAAAGGGAAAGCGCCCAAAUCGAGAGGUGCUGAGGUUUGGAUAUGA
Messenger RNA from Astyanax mexicanus (Mexican tetra), 1253 nucleotides. RefSeq names its product gap junction protein delta 6 (gene gjd6). Gene Ontology annotation, cellular component: connexin complex. Lineage: Eukaryota; Metazoa; Chordata; Actinopteri; Characiformes; Acestrorhamphidae. Bases 3 to 1253 code for a protein of 416 amino acids. The record is from RefSeq and is a predicted model, not a curated record. The transcript has 2 exons. Gene Ontology annotation, biological process: cell communication.